AUGUAUCCAAAAUAAAUAAAAAAAUAAGACAAACUCAAGUAAUCUUUUAAUAUAUCAGAAUUCAUUCUGAAUAAAUUAAUAAAAGAAUUCUGUACUAAACCAAUAGAUAGCGAAGUAUUUAAUAAAUUUUAAUAAGCUAAUUAAAUGUUAUGUACAUCAUUAUAAUUCUAAAUAUUCAUCAUUUAAUGAAAGUUGUGUAAGAGCAUUAAAAGCAGAUAUAUAAGAAGCAAUCAAGAAAACACAAUAGGAAAAAGAGUCAAUAAUAAAAUCCUUAAAAUAACAAUCUAAUACUCAAUAGUUACAAAAUAAUGAAGAUAACUAAAAUAAUGAAAAUAAAUAAAUUACUAAAACUAUUACUAUAGGAUAAGAGUAAUAAAAUCAAAAAACAGAUAAUCAUCCUAUAGAAAUUCCAAGAUUAGACUCAUUGACAUCUGAAAAUAAAUAAAAAUCUGUUUAUUAAUUGGAUGAUGAUGAAUAAGAUGAAUGGGCUGCUAUUAUUAAACAUGAUACAGCUUUAUAUUAGAAAGAAUAAGAUGAGAAAAAAAAGAGGGAACAAUAAUUGAGACAAAAAUUAAGAGAUGAUUUAGAUAAAUAAUUAAAAGAAAAGGAAUAGAUUAAAAAAGAAGAGGCAUUAAAAGAAGCUAAAUUUAAUUAAUUAAAUCAAUAAAGGAAAUAGGAAUUUGAAUAAUAUGAAAAAUAGAAAAAGGAAUAAAUAAAAAUUAAAUAAUUAGAAGAAAGGAAAUUAAGAGAUGAAUAAGUUUAUUAAGAAAAAUAUAAAAAGUAAUUCAUAUAAUUGAUUAGAUUAGAAGAGAAAGUUAAAAGUAAUCAAAAUUAUAAGAUGAUGAAAUGCUCUAAUAAUUAAAAAAUGAAAUAAGUAGAGAGUCUUAAGAAUUAAAUAAAAAAAGAUAAGAAUAAAAAGAUAAAUUUUAAUAGAUUUUGAAAGAAAAUGAAUAAUUACGUUAUAAAGUAAUAUAUAUAAUAAUUUAAAGGCAUAAGAGGAACUUAAACUCUAAAAAGAAAUUGAUACUAAAUUGUAAUAAUAAUAAUUAUAGAAAAUGAUAUAAGAUGAUGAAAGAAGAGAAUAAUAAAAGAAGAAUAGGGAUGAAAAAAUUAAAUAAUUUAUGAGUAAUUAUAGCCAUUAGGUUUUAUCUAAAUAAAAGGAAAAUGAAGAAAAUGAAGGAAAAUAAAUGUUAGAAUAAUUAAAAAAACAAUAAGAAUAUGAUAAAUAAUAAGAGUAAUAUAAAAAAUUAAAAGAAAAAGAAAAAAUGGAAUUAGUCAAAUAAUAAUUGUAAUUGUAAAUUUAAUAGAAAUAAUAAAAAAAAUUAUCAGAAGAUGAAGAAUAAAAAUUAUUAUUACUUUCAUAAUAAUUAGAACAUAUGAAUUAUUCAUAAAAAGAAAAAGAAAAAUAACUUGUAUAUUAUUGUAAUGUAUUUUAGUAUAUCAAAAAUAAUUAUAAAUAAAACUAAGAAGAUAUUAAGAAAUAAAUUGAAGAAAGUAGAAAUAAAAGUGCUCAUGAAAAAAUGACAAAUAUGGAAUUAUUACAUAAUAAAUCUUUAUUGAAAAAUAUAGCUUAAGAAUAAGUAGUAAAAACAAAAUUUAGAAAAAUUAAUGUAUCAAUGAAAUGA
Paramecium primaurelia is the source of this 1625-nucleotide messenger RNA. The record is from the annotation of a GenBank genome assembly. NCBI's taxonomy places the organism in Eukaryota, Ciliophora, Oligohymenophorea, Peniculida, Parameciidae.